This is a messenger RNA of Hippocampus zosterae (dwarf seahorse), 2034 nucleotides long. It is a transcript of the gene lhfpl4b, whose product is annotated as LHFPL tetraspan subfamily member 4b. Gene Ontology annotation, cellular component: plasma membrane. The transcript is spliced from 6 exons. The record is from RefSeq and is a predicted model, not a curated record. Lineage: Eukaryota; Metazoa; Chordata; Actinopteri; Syngnathiformes; Syngnathidae. The coding region runs from base 230 to 910 and encodes 226 amino acids. Gene Ontology annotation, biological process: sensory perception of sound.
AUCCGCGGCUUCCCCUGUAAAUUCAUUUUUUUAAAAGUUGUUCCUCGGUCCGCCUGCGGGCGUCGCUGUGGUGGAGCGUCAAUUUGCGUCCUCGUCUUUCCCAUCCUCGCUGGCGGGCACGCGCGUCGUUGGACCAGACGGGAACGCGCUGCGUCCGCGUCGCUCUUAGACGGCGUGCGCGCGAAACUGCUGCAGGAAGUCUGAGUGACGUGGGCCGGUGCGCGCGGUCAUGACGUCAGCGGCGGCGACCCCCGGCCUGGGCGACCUGUCCCGCUUGUACCAGACGGAGUUCGUACGCAGCGCCCGCGCGGUGGGCGCCCUGUGGGCCGUGUGCACGCUGUGCUUCGCCAUCAUCCAGGUGGUCAUCCUGGUGCAGCCGUCCUGGAUCGGAACCGCCGAGGUCCGCCAUCCGGGGACGGGGCCGGCCCCGCCCACUGGCACCCUGGGAUUAUUUGAGGUGUGUCUGGAGUCGGACAGGCCGGUUCCCGACUGCCGCGGCCGUCUGUCCAGCCUGUCCCCCCUGCCGUCCUUCCAGUCCGUGGCAGUCCUGGUCGGCGUGUCCCUGUGGGCUGUGUGGACCAGCGUGGUUUGUCUCUGCCUCUUUCGAUUCUGCAGUGCCGCCACCGUCUACAAGAUCUGCGCCUGGCUGCAGCUCACAGCAGGGUUCUGCUUGGCGUUAGCCUGUCUGCUGUUCCCCGAUUCAUGGGAGAGUCCCGAGAUGAGAGUCCUGUGCGGCGACUCGGUGGGCAGCUUCUCGUCGGGGAACUGCUCCAUCCACUGGGCCUUCAUCCUCGCCAUCCUGGGCGUUUUGGACGCCGCCAUCUUGGCCACACUGGCGUUUGUGCUGGCCAACAGGCAAGACGCCCUGCUGCCGCCGCUCGGCAAGGAAGGACUGCUGAUGUCGGCAUAGGCGCCGCGGGACUUCCUUGUCUUCCUUCUCAGAACAAACGAUGACAUCGUCGUCACCAUGACAUCAUGGCGAUGUCGUGAAAACACCCCGUAUGAUGAUGAUGAAAGGUGGAACUGUUGUUGUUGGAUCAGCUCCUUGUUGUCAAGCACGUCGCGCGUUUAGCAUUUGGGUGUUAAGUUUAGCAUUUAGCAUUAAGUGCAGUUUGCGCAUCGUAAGCUCCCAAACACAACGGCAGGCAAGUCCUUCUUCUCUUUGCAUGGCUCGCUUCAGUCGAGUGUGAUAACACAAUUUCAGCGUCUUUCCAAUCGCGUUAGGCGGAGGCCCCGUUGUCCUGAGCUAUUAUCCGGUGCUAACAGUUAGCCUAGCUUCUGUUAUUUCUUGUUCCAUGACAUUGUAUGUCACAAAAGAACACAGUCAGACAUUUUCUUUCCCCGCCUUAUCAUGUGAACUCUGUCAAGAUGUUUAAAAACAACUGCUUUGUCUUAGCUUAGCAACGGCGAGGUUGAACAGUACGUGUCACAUUUCCAGACAGUGUUUUCAUCUGUACCAAGUGUUAGGCUAAUAUGAUUUUUGUUUUUUUGUAGUUGUUGUGUGCUUGUAUAACUACUGUUAGCAUGUCAGCCUUUGAGAAUACUCAAGACAGUAGUACUGAGGUGUGAGAUGAGUGCGCAACAACUAACGUGCUAGCUUAGCAGAGGCUUAGCUAAGGUCGGCCACCAGCAGACAGCCAACUGCGGGCGUGACGGAAAUUUCCAGUCGAGGUCCGACAGCAGGAGAGAAGAAAGCGGAGUGGUCAUCUUUGAAGGUGAUGCAGAGAAAGAUCCGAAUGGUUUUUGGCGGUGUGAACGCCAACCGCUAACGGCUAGCUGCUCAACAAAAGAUACAGUAUCGUUCCCAAGGAAAGAUAAAGAGUCCUUUGUCAUACACUGUAUUUACGAAUUAGACUAUUUAUGUACUUUAUGUAUGAUUAAUAAAAAAUAAAAAAUAAAAAAAGGCCUGUAAUGGCUAAAGAGAAAGUAGUCCGGCGUAUUUUUACAGAUGCGUCCUCCCAAAAUCAAAUCAUCUUGCAUGCCAUUUAUUUUUAUAGGAUGGUGUUGUGAUUUAAAAAAAAGAUUUUUAAAGUG